Messenger RNA from Theobroma umbraticum, 1359 nucleotides. Its product is annotated as protein neprosin-like. NCBI's taxonomy places the organism in Eukaryota, Viridiplantae, Streptophyta, Magnoliopsida, Malvales, Malvaceae. The record is from RefSeq and is a predicted model, not a curated record.
UAAGACAGAACUAUACCCAGUUAUGGAAGUGUUCCAAAAGUCAUAACCUUUCAUGUAUUUAAACGCAUGGCUGGACUUUGCAAGACAAGCAAGAGAGGACUUGCAUCUGUUUCAAUUGUUUCCUGACAGACCAUGGAAGCUGAGUACAUGAUAAUGCCUGCCGGAUACUCUAGGAACUUCAUGUUACUAUUGCUUGUGCAGAUAAUGAUUGCUCUCUUAUUAGGAGCAGAUGCAGUCCAUGAAUGGAGAACAUUAUCAGAAGAAGAAAACCUGGAGAUGGAAAGACAGCUCAAAGUUAUCAACAAACCUCCUAUUAAGAGUUUCCUGACUGAAUAUGGGGAUAUCUUGGAUUGCAUUGAUAUCUACAAACAACAUGCUUUUGAUCAUCCUUUGCUCAAGGAUCACAAAGUUCAGAUGAGACCAACAAGAAUUCCAAAGGAUCAGAUGAUGGGAGGCAAAUCUUCGAUGAAAACUAAACCUCCACGCUUUCUGCCCAGGAACACAAGAUGCCCACCAGGAUCAGUGCUCAUUAAAAGGACUACAAAGGAGGAUCUAAUCAUGGCCAAGAAAGUAAAAGCUUUAGGAUUGAAUUAUCCAACAACUUCCCGUUUUCACAGCAACGAUGCUGCUCCGAAUAGCUAUGUUUCUGCUACUGCUGAAUAUACCAAGCACAACUUUGGAGCAAAAACAACCAUGAACGUGUGGAACCCUAGUGUUUCACCUAAUCAACUUAGCUUGGCUAGUAUGUGGAUUGCCAAUGGCCCUGUAGACACACUCAAUGUUAUACAGUUUGGGUGGGGAGUCCAACCACGUCUUUAUUCCAGCAACUACACUCGGCUAUUCUCCUACUGGACUGUAGAUGGUUACAAAAAGACAGGAUGCUAUGAUUAUCUUUGUCCAGGAUUUGUCCAAGUUAGCACUGAAAUAAGCCUUGGUCUUGUUCUGAAGCAAAUUUCUACUUAUAAUGGUACACAAGAAGACAUAGAAAUCAGAAUAAUUAAGGAUGGAGAAUGGUGGCUCCAGUUCUACAGCAAAAUUGUUGGGUACUGGCCAAAAAAACUGUUCUCUUAUAUGUAUGGUGGUGCCAAUUUUAUUACAUGGGGAGGACAGGUUUACAGCCCAGCAAAUGAGCCUAGUCCUGCAAUGGGGAGUGGCCAUUUACCAGAAUAUGGCCAUGAUGGGAAAUCUGCCUACUUCAAGCAGAUGCAAAUAUGGGACAAUGGAAAAUUUGUUUAUCCCGAUGGCGACUCUCUAAAGGUGCAUUCUGAUAGACCUCAGUGCUACGAUGCACAGACUACUCAUGAAGAUGGUCCUCCCUAUCCAAUGGAUCUUUUCUAUGGGGGCCCCGGCCACUGUUAA